This is a messenger RNA of Glossina fuscipes, 1122 nucleotides long. RefSeq names its product longitudinals lacking protein, isoforms A/B/D/L-like. The transcript has 2 exons. Bases 1 to 1122 code for a protein of 373 amino acids. The record is from RefSeq and is a predicted model, not a curated record. Lineage: Eukaryota; Metazoa; Arthropoda; Insecta; Diptera; Glossinidae.
AUGAGCAAAGAUCACAAGGGCCAUCUCUUGGGUUCACUUACCCCAACGCACAGUAGCAAUGUUGCAUUGCAACAUCAACCACAACGUCCCCGAAUGCGUUUAAAAGUGAGUCCACUAAGCAGUCCUAUUGCCACCGUCGCACCAGGUUCAAGUGUAAUAAAAUUUGAGCCAAGCUCUACUAAUGAUGAAGAUAAUGAAGACAAAAUACCUACAAUGUGUAUAGAAAAAAAAGUUUCAGUAACAUCGGCCGGCACGGCAGUAAGCAAUGUCGGCAGCGGUCAUGGGGUGAGUGGUUGUAAUUUGGAUGAUGAAGAGGACGAUGAGGAUAGUGAGCAACCGUGCGAUUUACGUUUGAGUAGUCACUUUAAAUUAAACCUCGUCUCGAUUGCACUGCAGCAAGCUGCUGCUGCAGCAGCCUCUGGUGAUCAGCAAACUGCUGCCGCUAUGGCGGCCGCGGUUAUAGGUAGUGGUACCGCAGGAUCGACCGGUAUGCCACCCGCAACACAAUUGCAACAUGCUGCCUUACAAAGUAUAGCUGCCGCAGCGACAUCAUCGCAUCAUCAUCAUGGGUCGAGUCAUUCUCUACAUCAACAGCAUAGCCAUCAUGCCUUAAUGAAUUUUCCUACACAUGCGGCUGCAGCGGCUGGAGCUGUCACCCCUACACGCCGCUAUAGUAGCAGCAGUGCCGGAACGAAUUUAACUGCGGCUGCUGCAGUUGCUGUGGGUGGCUCAAGCGGGCCAGCUUCUGUUGGUACCGCUACCAAUGCCGCCGGUACGGCUCUAGGUGUUUCUACCUCAAGUGCUGUAGCACCCCAUACACCUACAUCUAGCGGUAAUGUCGUUGGUGGCGGUGUUAUGGGUGCCUCUGGAUCCAAUAGCGCAGGCGCUCCUGGAUCUAGCGGCACUGGCGGUAGCGGUGGCGGCAAUAAUUCUAACACAUCGUGGGGUGGGGCUUACACAUGUGAUCGUUGCGGCAAUUCAUACGCCCGACCGCACAGUCUUAAUCGACACGUGCGCUUCGAGUGCGGCGUCGAACCCAAGUUUGAGUGUCCCAUUUGUCACAAGAAAUCUAAGCACAAGCAUAACCUAGUAUUGCAUAUGCGCACUCAUCAACAUCGAUGA